GGUCACGUGCCCUGAUUCUCUUACAUGAUCAUGUUCGAAGUGUCACAACUGAGCACCGUGAGGAGUUACUGAGCUGUGCGCACCUAGUUUGCACGGUUUAUGAUCGUUCGGUUUAGCUUCUGCCUAGGGAAGAUCUAGUGGAUUGAGGGAUGUCCGGUCACGGUCAUGGACACGGCGGCCACAGCCAUGGCUGCGGUUGCGAAGCCGAACACGAACCCGCAGAACGGGGCCUGGAGUACGGUCUGUAUCGGCGCAUUGACAUCGAGAAACUACAGUGCCUUAACGAGAGCCGAGACGGUGAUGGGAAACUUGUGUUCAAGCCUUGGGAUAAACGCACAGACCGAGAAAAGUUUGUUGAGAGCGAUGCUGAUGAGGAGCUCCUGUUCAAUAUCCCGUUCACAGGCAGUGUGAAGUUGAAAGGAAUCAUCAUUGCAGGAGAGGAUGAUGAUUCGCAUCCUGCUGAAAUGAGACUGUAUAAGAAUAUACCCCACAUGUCAUUUGACGACACAGGCAGGGAGCCAGAACAGGCCUUCCGUCUGAAUAGAGACCCAUUGGCUGAGCUGGAAUACCCCACUAAGAUUGCACGUUUCUCCAAUGUCGAACACCUGUCCAUCCACCUGUCCCGGAACUUUGGGGCGGAGUUCACAAGAGUAUACUACAUUGGGCUGCGUGGGGAAUUCACUGAGGCACACAGGCACGAGGUGACAAUCUGUAACUAUGAGUCUGCAGCCAACCCAGCAGAUCACAAGGUGGACACCAUCACUCCACAGACACACUUCAUAUCAUGAGGAGGAACAGAAGAUAAGAAGCAAGGGACAAAAUGAAGGCAUUGAGCAUUUAGUGCAAAGAAUCAGAGACCACAAAAGAUGGCGAGAAUGAUACUAAUGGUCAAGGAUAUAGAGGGAUGGAUCAAUCAGCUUGCAAAGCUGUAGCCAAAAAUUCUGGUCCGAUGAAUGAGUUGGAGCUGGUCGGUUGUUGAGCUGAAAUAAUUUUUGCUGUAAAAUAAUUGGUAACAAUAAAUUGUGGAACAUGA
Messenger RNA from Anguilla anguilla (European eel), 1033 nucleotides. It is a transcript of the gene pithd1, whose product is annotated as PITH (C-terminal proteasome-interacting domain of thioredoxin-like) domain containing 1. Gene Ontology annotation, cellular component: nucleus. The transcript has 6 exons. The record is from RefSeq and is a predicted model, not a curated record. The coding region runs from base 150 to 788 and encodes 212 amino acids. NCBI's taxonomy places the organism in Eukaryota, Metazoa, Chordata, Actinopteri, Anguilliformes, Anguillidae.